AUGAAGUCCAUUGCUACUACAUUCUCUGUUAUCCUCCUCCUACUGUCUGUGGCGAUAUCAUUUGCUUCCGCCACUGCUGAUGGUACGGCUUAUAGAUUUGCUCCUGCUACAAAGCCUAAAAUGCCUUAUAAGGAAAUGCCCCAAACCAUUGCGAUUCAAGGCCUCAUAUAUUGCAAAUCCGGCUCAAAACAUGCCCCAAUUAAAGGAGCCACGGCGCGAGUAACUUGUUUGGCAAGAAACCCCAUUGGGCUCGAAUUAGCACCAUUUUCUGUCUCAAGCUGCCCAGCUGACGACAAGGGCUACUUUUUAGCCAAACUGUCCCCACCAUCAACAAACUACUUCAAGAAUGCUAAAUGGGAGUUGAAAGAAUGCAAGGCCUUCCUAGAGAAGUCACCAUUGAAGGACUGCAAGGUUCCGUUAGAUAUUAAUGGAGGGAUUAAGGGUGCUCAUAUUAUUUCUACUUCGUCCCAUCGCCUCCUCAAAAAUGAAAAUCUCUACUCGAUCAAACCCUUUUUCUACACAAGGGAUGGAGCUAAAUCAGUUUCAGACAACGAAGGAUAUUAA
Erigeron canadensis is the source of this 564-nucleotide messenger RNA. RefSeq names its product protein SEED AND ROOT HAIR PROTECTIVE PROTEIN-like. The transcript is spliced from 2 exons. Lineage: Eukaryota; Viridiplantae; Streptophyta; Magnoliopsida; Asterales; Asteraceae. The record is from RefSeq and is a predicted model, not a curated record. Bases 1 to 564 code for a protein of 187 amino acids.